GAGGGAGGGAGGGCGAAGGCAGUGUGGAGUUGUCCGGGGGUGGGGGGGCCCUGUUGUUGCGACGAGAGCGAGCGAGCCAUGGACGGCCCCACACUCUGCAACGGCUUUCGCAAGAAGCGGCGCUCCCGCUCGCAGCGCGACCGGGCGAGGCGCUCCAAACGCGGAUUAUUACAAGGUGCUGCUGCUGCUGCUGCUCCCGGCGGGGCGGCUCUGGUGGUGGUGGCGGCGGAGCCCAGGCGGACGCCCCCCGCCCCGUCCGUCCUUUCUUCCUCGGGCUCCGAGCUCGACAACAAUGGCAAGCCGCCGCUGCCGCCGACGUGCCGGCCCAAGCCCCCCAGGAGGAAGCGGAGGGAGUCUUCCUCGCCCGAGGAGGACAUCAUCGAUGGCUUUGCCCUGGCCAGCUUCGUCACGCUGGAAGCCUUGGAGAAGGAGGUUGUGGUGAAGCCUCAUGACCUCAUGGAGAAGCGCCUGGAGCCCUUUGUGAAGAAGAAACGGGACGUGCUCACUAAUGGACUGCCGUACCACCUGAAAAAGAACAGACUGCACCAUCGCCACUACAGCUCAGAUCGGGAGAAUGACCGCAACCUUUGCCAACAUCUCAGGAAAAGGAAGAAGUUCCUGAAAGGCCUCAGUCAGCUCAAGCCAGGCCAGAACAGCUGCCGGGACAGUGACAGCGAAAGUGCGAGUGGAGAGUCGAAAGGGUUCCAUCGGAGCAGCUCCCGAGAGAGACUCAGCGACAGCUCAGCCCCAUCCAGCUUGGGAACAGGCUACUUCUGUGACAGCGAUAGUGAUCAAGAAGAAAAGGUCUCCGACUCCAGUUCUGAAAAGUUGUUCAACACUGUUGCGAACAAAGAUACUGAUAUAGGAGCUGGCAUACUAACGGAAAAUGAGGACCAAGAUGCCAGGGCGUUGGCAGUCCCCAAAAUAUCGGGAUUAGAACGGAGUCAAGAGAAGAGCCAGGAGGGCGGGAGAGAUCUGCUGCUUGACCCUGUCGCAGCUAAAGAGCUUUCUCCUCAGGUUUCUCAGGCUUGGACCCUGCCUCAUUUGGAACCUGCUUCAGAGGCACAUUCUCCUAGUCCUGCUGCCAUCCAGCCAAAGGAGCCUCAUCACCCAUCGCAACCUGAAGCCCCCCAGAGACUGCAGGCCUCGGGAGAGGUUCAGCACUCUACGGGCCCCCCGACUCCCACACAGCGCCUGCCAAGGCCGCCCUCUCCCGGGCAGCCUGCCCAUCAAAACCUGCCAUCUGCCCAGCUCCGCCCUCCCUCCCGCAGCCUCGCCCAGCAGUUGUCGGCAUAUAACAGCAGCAGCUUAAGCCUCAACAGUCUGAGCAGCAGCAGAAGCAGCACUCCUGCCAAGACUCAGCCCCCUCCGCAUAUAGGCCACCACCCCUCAGCAUCCCCUUUCCCCCUUUCUUUGCCAAACCACAGCCCGCUCAAUACCUUUACCCCCACCCUCCAACCUCCUGCGCACGCCCAUCACCCCAAUAUGUUUGCCCCUCCCACGGCAUUGCCCCCUCCUCCUCCUCUGACGUCAGGGACAUUGCAAGUUCCAGGUCAUCCUGCUGGAAGUGCUUACUCAGAGCAAGAUCUUCUCCGCCAGGAGCUGAACACCCGAUUUCUGGCUUCGCAGAGUGCCGACCGCGGCGCCUCGCUGGGCCCACCGCCUUACCUGAGGACGGAGUUCCACCAGCAUCAGCACCAGCACCAGCACACCCACCAACAUACGCACCAGCACACUUUCACGCCUUUCCCCCACGCCAUCCCGCCCACCGCCAUCAUGCCAACGCCGGCACCUCCCAUGGUGCGUACCCCAGGCAGAAAUUUUGACAAAUACCCUACAAAAGUUGACCCUUUCUACCGACACAGUUUAUUCCACUCGUACCCUCCUGCUGUAUCAGGGAUCCCUCCAAUGAUUCCUCCAACUGGUCCUUUUGGCUCACUACAAGGGGCGUUUCAACCCAAGACUUCGAAUCCUAUUGAUGUUGCAGCGAGACCUGGAGCUGUUCCACACACCCUACUGCAGAAAGAUCCCAGGUUGACAGAUCCCUUCAGACCUAUGCUGAGGAAACCAGGAAAAUGGUGCGCUAUGCAUGUCCAUAUUGCUUGGCAAAUAUACCAUCAUCAACAGAAAGUGAAGAAACAGAUGCAAUCAGAUCCCCAUAAACUGGAUUUUGGCCUGAAACCUGAAUUUCUGAGUCGGCCACCAGGUCCUAGUCUCUUUGGGGCCAUCCACCAUCCCCAUGACUUAGCUCGGCCCUCCACUCUCUUCUCUGCAGCCAAAUUUGUCCUGAUAGGUGCUGCCCACCCAGCCGCACCCCCUUUUGGCCCUCACCCCCAUCACAGCAACUUCCUCAACCCUGCUGCUCAUUUAGAGACAUUUAAUCGGCCCACGACGUUCACCAGCCUUGCAGCCGUGAGCGGCAAUGCCUUCGGGGGACUCGGGAACCCUGCCGUUACACCCAACACUAUGUUCGGCCACAAGGAUUGCCCCAGUAUGCAGAGCUUUAGCAACCCACACGAGCCCUGGAACCGCCUGCACCGAACUCCUCCUUCGUUCCCGACCCCUCCGCCCUGGCUCAAGCCAGGUGAGCUGGAACGCAGUUCGUCUGCUGCAGCUCAUGAGCGAGAUAGAGAUGUAGAUAAAGGAGACUCUUCUCUUAGUAAAGAUGACAAAGACAGGGAGAGUAUAGAGAAAAGACACUCCAGCCAUCCUUCUCCUGCACCUGUCCAUUCUGUGAGCUCCCUUGGACAUGGCCGUAGCUCAGCUGAGCAGAUAAGGAGCCACCUGAACCCAGAGAUACGGGAAAAAGAGAAACCCAAAGAGCGCGAGAGGGAUCAGUCCGAACCUCGGAAAGAUGUUAACGUUGAUGAGCACAAGGCAAAGGACAACUAUAUUUCAGACAAAGAAGGUCUAACCCAUGAGAGCAGACCACUGGAAGAGUCUAAGCAAUCAUCUCGGGUACCGUCACCCUAUACCAGGCCUGCUGUUGUGGAGAACACCAGACCUAACAGCACCUCUAGCCGAGAUACCGAGAAAAAGAGUGAGCCUGCGUAUGAGAGUCUGAAGAAAUCCAGCGAAGUUAAAGUGAAGGAGGAAAGGAAGGAGGAUCAUGACAUCCCACCUGAAGCUCCACAGACACACAGGCCGUCUGAACCACCACCACCACCACCAAUGCCCACCUCCAAUGUUCAUCCAGGCCCUUUGGUGUCAAUGCCCAUGUCUGUGGGUGUCACCGGCAUCCAUCCCAUGAACAAUAUCAGCGGUCUAGACAGGACUCGCAUGAUGACACCUUUUAUGGGGAUCAGCCCAAUUCCAGGCAGCGAACGAUUCCCUUACCCUUCCUUCCAUUGGGACCCAAUGAGGGAUGCGUUGAGAGAUCCCUACCGAGACUUGGAUAUCCACCGGAGAGACCCUUUGGGCAGAGAGUUUCUCCUGAGGAAUGACCCAUUGCACCGUCUUUCUGCACCAAGGUUAUAUGAUGCAGAGAGGUCGUUCAGGGACAGAGAGCCACAUGACUACAGUCACCAUCACCACCCACUUUCGGUCGACCCUCGCCGUGAGCAUGAAAGGGGGGCCCACCUGGAUGAGAGGGAGAGGUUGCACAUGCUCAGAGAGGACUAUGAGCACGUACGGCUUCACUCUGUUCACCCUGCAGCUCUGGACGGCCAUUUGCCUCACCCUAGCUUAAUCACCCCAGGACUUCCAAGCAUGCACUAUCCCAGGGUCAGCCCCUCCUCAGGACUUCAGAAUGGGAUCCUCAAUAAAAGCCCCCCGACGGCGGCUCUAAGUGCCCCUCCCCCUCUCAUUUCGACUCUGGGACCUAGACCUAGCUCCCCACGCAGGACUACCCCUUUGUCGUCAGAAAUGCGGGACAGACCACCCUCACACACACUCAAGGACAUAGAAGCACGAUAAGGCAAACAGAAUCAGACCAGGAGAGGACAUUUUGUUAAAUGGAAUGUCAGUGCAGAUCUUCUUACUCAACAAAUUUAGACAUUGGUUAUGACCCAACUGUAUAAAAAUGUAUAGACUCAAUUGUGCAAAUAUAUUUGUUGGUUUUUUAAAAAAUAAUAAUGACGAUGAUAUUAUGUUGGGUUGUAUAUUAUAUGUUUUCAGAAACUUUAGACAAAAAAGUUGAUGCAUUUUCUUUAUGCCCCCCUAAUUCUUUUCUAUUGUUUUGAACCCCCACCCCACCCCCCAGCAGGAGUAAGAUGCUGCAAGUCAGUAUCUUGGCUCUAAACAAGCAAAGUGCUCCCUCUUUUUUCUCCCCCUCCACCCAUGCUAAAAUGAUGAAAACUGUAGAUCUUUCUUUUCCCUGCAAGAUGUUUCCUCCUCCCCCCAACCCCCCCAUAUUACUUCAUGGGUUAAUGGGUCAUUUAUGCAAAAUGGGUAAGAUGAAAGCUUUACUUUGUAAAUAUGUAAAUAGAAAGAAAGCUAAGUAACAUAAUACAUUAAUACUUCUUAAACUGUGCUCUUUGCAGACUUUUAAUGGCGUGCAAGGCCACUGCUGAGUUGCCUGCAGCAUUUCUCUUGUUAUAUGACAGCUAAAUCCCUUCAGCUAUGCAAUGAAUUCUAGGGCUUUUCACAAAAGCCUCUUUUAAACUCAAAGGAGCCUUGUCAACAAACUCAACCACCCACUUAGAAGUCAUACUUUCCCUGAACAUACUUUUCUCACCUGCUUGCCACCUUUUUUGAUGAAAAAAGUAAGCCAUCCAAACUUCAGCAAACAGAACUUUAGUAUCAGCUGCUGCUGCUGCUGCUUAUUACCACUUUUGUCUUGUGCUUUUCAGUUGCAAAGUGUUGUACAGUAUUUGAUCAUGUCCGUCCAACUUGUUGUAGCCCUACCGGGGUUACUAGGAUUCACAUUUUGCAAAUCAGGAAUUUAAGUCUGAGGCAAGGACUUGCUCAAAGCAACUUAAUGAAUCCUUAGCCAGGCCAGGCCUGAACUCGUGUCUCCAAGAGCCAAAACCAAAUUUCUGUCCAUGGUUUUACGUUUUCUCUCUCUUGCUAAAGCCCCGUAUCUUGCCAGGGAAGUCUCAAAAAUGAUGGUGCCUGCUUGUGUAAGGGUGCUACAUCAUGGCUCAGCUAUAUGUGCAGUGAUCUCUUAAUUGAGGCCAGUGGGCAACCCCUCCAGUCCCUGAUGUCACCUUCAAAUUUCUGGUCCAACUAUAGGGUUGCCAGAACUCUGGGGCUAACAUAACUCCAUUCAGCAAAUGAGGCAUUUGACUUCAUAGAGUGGUGCUGAGCAGUCACUACCUGUAUAUCCCACUGGCUGGUUUCUAAUCACCUCCUGCUCUUCCCUGCCUGCCACUGCCUCUCCCAGAUGGAUGAAGCCAUUUCCCAAAGGUGCUAAAUUGCCAAGCAACUCAUCAGUUGCUGGAAAAAGGGAGGGGUGUACUUCUUAACCACCACCAGUUGAACUUGAAGGAGCGUUGAGAUGGAGGGAAUAGGAAAGAGCUGUCUCAGAUGCCCCAAGAUAUUGGGCCUUGUCCUGGUGACUCCAUCCAUUUUCUGAAAUUAGCUGCACCUAGACUAUAGUGAUUACAAAGCACACCCACAUUGGACCUUGCUCCCCAAAAUGUGAUGGUUUUAACCAGUGCUAUUUUUCUAGAAAAAGAGGUGCCGUAACUCACCAUGAACACCUCCCUCGUUCUCUCGUUCUCUUAGAAUGGCAAUGGCACCCACUUGAGAGGUGCCAGAACUGAGUUCCUGUGAGUCCUCCCCCCCCCCAAAAAAAAGCCCUGGUUUUAACAGUGUCCCAGGAACAGGCUGUAAAGAAAAUAAACAAUGGAACUAAUGUGUUCUUGUUUCCUUUUGUUAUAUAUUGUUACUUCUGGAAGCUCAUGGGCUUAUUCUGCAGAGUGGCAGGCCAUAAAUAGGCACCACAGUAACAUUGAUCCAAUUUAUUUCUAAAUGCAGGGUGUUAUGAACCUGGCACUUCUAGGGAUAUGCACAGUAUAUUUUUUAAGGCAGCUCUUCUUGGAAAUGUCUGGUUAUUCUGGAUUUCAUUGGUGUUGUGGGGACUGGGGGGGCAGCCAUUCAUGCCUCUUGUUUUGGGUUGGAUGCAUAAUUCCUCUCUUCCCAUUUCCCCUGGUCAGCAGAAAUCUGCUUCAUUAAACAAGACAUUUAGGCUGCAAUGGUAUAUAUGCUUACCUGGGAGUCCACCCCAUUGAAUUCAAUGGGACUCACUUCUGAGUAGGCCUGUAUGGAUUGCACUGGCUUUUCAGAAACAAUUGCACUGUAUGUUGAUACUUCUUUCUUGCACAAUCAAUUAUUGGAUUAGUUUAUUCAUUUCAUUUUUUAUUUUUUUAAAUUUUUGGUUGUAAUUUCUGCUAUUAGCUCAGCAUGUUCUAACCACAGUGGCAAUGGAUUCACAAGAUAAAAGAUAAAUAUAUAUUAAUUUUAAAGAAUGGAAAUUGUUUUAGCCUUUUUGAAAACCUCUGUUUUCAUAAGUUUUAUUUUUUACGUUGUGUUUUGAAAUAAUUUGGAGAGAAUAUGACUUUAUCAGGAAGCUUACAAUAUCUUGUCUACUACUGGACUGUAAAAAAUAUAUAUAUGUAUGGAAUAAAAAAAAUAGUUCCAUUGGUCUUCUAGUGUAUUAAAGUGGUAUCUCAAGUUGUUUUCCUGUUUGACAAAAAAGAAAAAGAGAAGUCUAAUUACAGACAGCUGUUUCUAAUGAUCAGAAUUCUAUUUUAGUAGUCAACUAAAAAAGUUUUAGUUGUAAACUUCAGAUUUUGUGAACUCCAGAUGUUGUGCAGUGUUUUAUAAAGAACAAGUCAAAACGGACAAAAAAAAAAAGACGUAAGAAAAUCCUGGGGCGGGGGGGAUGUACACUGGCACUGUAGUGAUAGCUUUCAGUAUUGUAAAGAAAUUGUUAUAUACAAAUCUUUUUGCUGUUUCUCCUGUAUGUAAUAAAGUCCUUUCUAGAUCCUAUGUGAAAAGGAAACAAAAAAUACAAAAAACCCUGAAGCGACAUUCAAUCCACAGCAUGUUCCCUCAUGAGCGAAGACUUGUGUAAUGUAAAUCUGUGCCAUGUUAUUAAAAAAUGUGAACUAAA
This is a messenger RNA of Podarcis muralis (Common wall lizard), 7057 nucleotides long. It is a transcript of the gene AUTS2, whose product is annotated as activator of transcription and developmental regulator AUTS2. The record is from RefSeq and is a predicted model, not a curated record. NCBI's taxonomy places the organism in Eukaryota, Metazoa, Chordata, Lepidosauria, Squamata, Lacertidae.